Saitoella complicata NRRL Y-17804 is the source of this 1465-nucleotide messenger RNA. RefSeq lists its product as uncharacterized. The record is from RefSeq and is a predicted model, not a curated record. The transcript is spliced from 2 exons. Gene Ontology annotation, molecular function: ubiquitin protein ligase activity. Bases 1 to 1344 code for a protein of 447 amino acids. Gene Ontology annotation, cellular component: cytoplasm. Lineage: Eukaryota; Fungi; Ascomycota; Saitoellomycetes; Saitoellales; Saitoellaceae. Gene Ontology annotation, biological process: ubiquitin-dependent protein catabolic process.
AUGUCGGCAACCGCAACUCCGGCACCAACAACGACAGGUUACACAAACAGCCCAGCAACAUCUACACAUGUCAGCCCAUCUACUAAUUCCAGUGGUGGCAGUUCGGGCGUCGCAGGCUCCCCCCUCCUCUUCUUCGUCGCCCUAGGCUUCGGAAUUCUCUUUACGAACUUGUGGAUCAUCGUCGGUGUGAAAUACUGUUUCAGAUACAACCAGCGUCAACGCGCCCGUCAACUCGCUCUUCAAUACCCCGACGGUGUACCGCCCAAUGUGACGAUUGGUCGUGAUGGGCGUCCGGCGCAUGGACAUGGGAGGAGGAGGAGAAGGGAGAAGAAGUUGAUGAGCAUCGAGGAGGCGGAGGAGAGGUUCCCGACUACUACUUAUAAGGCGUGGAGGAUGCGGAGAGAGAUGCAAGGACUCAGUGUUGAGGGUGGGGUGAGUAAGAGUAGGCCGGGGAGUGUGCAUGAGAUGAUACUCGAUACGGAUAAUAAGAAUGAGGAACAUGGUGAGGAGGUGCAGGAGGUUGUUGGGAAGGAUGUGGAUGUGGGUGGGAAGGGGGAGGCAAGCGGCGCGCCGAGGACGAGUAUGGUCCAUGUUCGCGCUCUUUCAUCCGCGAGUACCGUCACCUACCAUGCCGACGACCACCAAAAAGACACCACCAUCACCACAGCACCCGACACCGACACCGACACCGAUCUCUCCCUCCCAACCAUCAUCAUCGAAGAACCCCUCACCCCCACCCUCCCCCACUCCCACGCCCAGUCCGACAACGAUAAUGACCACGAUCACGACUCAGGCGACAACUGCGCAAUCUGCAUUGACACCCUCGAAGACACCGACAUCAUCCGUGCUCUCCCUUGCGGGCACGCAUACCACGCUACAUGUUUGGAUCCGUGGUUGACAACGAGGAAGGCGAGUUGUCCGUUGUGUAAGCGCGACUACUACGUUCCCAAGGUGGUACCGGGACAGGAAGCUGGACCGGGAGUGUUGAUUGGGGAGGGAAGAAGUGGAGUGGUGCAAGCGCCGCAGCCGGUACAUGUAAGGUUUGGGGGAUUGAUGAUGCCGUUGUGGAAUCCGCGUGGGCCGUCAACCGUACACGGUGCUGGUGGUACUCAUCCUUCUCGCCCCACCCCAGCCGAAACGCGUACUUCGAUGAGCCUCGGACGCGGGAGUCAAGAUCAAGGUCAUGAAAGGCUGGAUACGCGAACGGGAAGGUUCAGGUUUGCGAUACAUCGUUGGUGGAGGGGUGAGACGCCGAGUGAGCGGAGACGCAGGUUGGGGGAUUUGGAGAUGCAGAAUCGGACGCAGAUGCCGGAGGGGUUGAGGGUGGGGUAUACGGGGCGAUAACGCAGAUUUGGGGAUGGUCAUGUUGUUCGUAUCGGACGAUAUUGACGGGGACGGCCGGUGGGGGCGGGGUUUUCGGUAUCCGUGUUUUUGGGUAUGGCGUAUUUACUUUCUCUUUUUGGAU